This is a messenger RNA of Corticium candelabrum, 7122 nucleotides long. Its product is annotated as NBAS subunit of NRZ tethering complex-like. The transcript is spliced from 65 exons. Gene Ontology annotation, cellular component: Dsl1/NZR complex. NCBI's taxonomy places the organism in Eukaryota, Metazoa, Porifera, Homoscleromorpha, Homosclerophorida, Plakinidae. The record is from RefSeq and is a predicted model, not a curated record. Bases 6 to 7052 code for a protein of 2348 amino acids. Gene Ontology annotation, biological process: retrograde vesicle-mediated transport, Golgi to endoplasmic reticulum. Gene Ontology annotation, molecular function: SNARE binding.
UAAAUAUGCAGGAAGAUCGCAUAUUGUAUGACUUUCUGCAACCUGCUGAAUGGGAUCUACCGGGAGAGUAUCAGACGUCAUCUCAUGAGCUUUCAGCAGCAACCGGGACAUCACUUAUUGGUCACUUUGUGGCGUUUGCACGUGGCUCUCUUUCUUUGUUUCUGAAACUGCUUCGACUUCCCUUGAGUAGACGUGGUCAAGAUGUGUUUCAGUCACUGGUGUCACUUCUUGAGUCAAGAAUAGCAUGGCAGCUGGAUUUGCAUAAAGAUGGACAUCACUUGGCUAUUUUGCAAGACAGUCAUAUUGAGAUUAGAUCAUCUGACACAGAAUUUGCAAGGGCAGUCAAAGUGGAAAUUGGUGUGGAUUUAUAUCCACAUUGGAGAAAGUUGGCUUGGAGUCCAGAUGGAGAUUAUCUAGUCUACGUUUCAAGUUCUGGUUUCAUGAAUGUCAUUAGUGCUACAGGAAAACUGCUGCUCUCUACUGAUGCGACUACUAGCGGUGAUCCUAAACCAAGAAAGUUUAAUAAAUUUGCUGCUCCAUCUACUGUUCUAUGCAUCAAAUGUAAAGCAGACAUUCAAAGUUUGUUUCAGGUCAUUGUUGUCAGUUAUGGAGGCUUAUUGAAAAGCUACCUUAUCAAAUCUCAUUCUGACAUCACACUUCAGCAUACAUUCUCGUUUGCUGACCACCUUCCGAGCGUGGUUGCUGCUGUGCAGUUUAGUGAGAAGCACAACUUGCUGCUAGUUGGCAGUUGUAGCUAUGAGAACAACGAAGACUUCGGUGUCAGCUGCAGUGUGUCUUCUGUAACAUCUUGGAGACAAUUGGAUGGGGCACCGUUUUAUGCAAGAGCUUUGGAAGACUCGCAAGCAUCGACUCAUGAGAUGCAGCCAGGACUGUUAAAGAGUUUUAAACAAAAAUUUACAAAUCCAUUUGCAUCUCAUCAGGAUUUGGUCUUUGAACUCGUGCUGUCUCCUAAUGGAUCACUAUUGGCAUGUCUUGACUGUGAGGGAACACUUACUAUAUGGAAACUGCCUUCUCUUCGACAACAUUACAAAAAGAGCUUUGCAGAACAGGCACCUGAUUGUAAUGAUGCUAAAGCAACUUUACCAGAAACUUUAAGAGGUGGAAAAGGCCCAGACUACUAUGUAAACAUCCGUUGGUGGUCAGAUGAGUCACUUAUCUUAUCAAGAAUAUCAGGAGCAGUUACUGUAGUAGCCAUUGGGAAGAACCUUUUCAACUUACUUGGUAGCACUCCUGAACAGUUUGAACCUGGGUGUCUUGUCACACACUCAACAGGUGCAGGAUUUUUUAUCCUUGAGUGUGAAGGAACUGUAAAAAAGAGUCGUUUGUUGUCGUUUGGUGAUGGUGAAGGCAGUUCUGAAGGCAAGGGAGAACCAGUUGAUUCUAUGCCAGAAGAAAUGCUUGUAAAGAAAGUGGUGCGAGAAGCUUUGUUUUAUGUAACUGAUAGUGACCGGUUUAGACCAAGAAGUAAGAGUCCAAGAGUUGUGCAUCGCUCUUAUCGUUUGUUUUUUCUUCAAUCCAUGACACCUGAAGAAUUAUUCCACAGAAAAAUCAGUCAAGAAGAAUAUGGUGAAGCAGUGGCUUUGGCUCAACGAUUUGACUUGGAUGCUGACCUUGUUUAUCAGACACAGUGGAAAGCAUGUGAAGUGUCCAAGGCAUCUAUUGCAGACUACCUGGCAAAAAUAUCCAAAAUUGAUUGGGUUUUACGAGAGUGCUUGACACGUGUUUCUGGUGAUUGUGAUGCUGCCAGAGAGCUUUUCUUAUUUGGCUUGAACAUAACCAACAUAUGGGACGUCAUGGAUGAAGAUAGAGCUUUGGUAAUAAAGCCAAUACAAUCACCAACUAAAAGAGAAGCAGCGUGUUUGAAAGCAGUGGAUGUCAGCAAAUUUACUUCUCAUCAGUGGUUCCUCUGUCAGUGUCGUAAGCUGCUUUUCUCAUAUCUAGAUCGGCUGUCGACUUAUGAGGUUAUUCUUGGUGGACCUGUUGCAGCUGAGGAGCGGUUUAGUAAGGAACAAUUCCAACAUUUUCGCUCUAGAGAUCUUUUGGAAGCUGCUGUUUCAUAUGCUCAGGCUGAAGACUGGCGAGCAGUUCAGGCUAUAUUUACUCAUCACGGUGAUGCUGUUCUUCCUCAUUGGCUUGCCAUUAUUUCUCAUUUUCCUGAGACAAUGCCACCAAAGGAGUACGAGCUGCUUUUGCCUGAAAUCAGUACCGAUGAUCCAAAUGCAGUAAUGGGAUGGGAACAAGAGUGGUGGAGGACAGCUGACUGGGUUGAGAAGGAACCAAUAAGGAGCAAGUUAGAGGGUGAUGACGAGUUUGGUGAUCAAGCUGAUGUGGUUUCAGAUAUGUACACAUUCAGUCCACAUUUGAAGGAAUUUAGUGGUUCGAUCUCUGUUGCUAAUGUGUGCUUGUGGUAUCGUAUGCGGGCUGAAGAAAUUGAGAAACUUUCUGGUCAAGUUGAUAAUGCACUUCAACUUGUCAAAUUGGGUCUAGAAAGAGGAGCAACUGACCUGGAUAAGCUAGCGAAUGAUCUUACUACUCUUCAGACUAUUUCUUAUGAGUCGGGUUCAGCUGCAUAUUUGAGUCUGGAUGGAUUGAGAGCAUUGCCAUAUGAUAAACAACUAAUGAUGAUAAUGGAAAAGUCUCUUUCGAAACCGGAUGUGUUUGUGACAUGCUUCCAGAAAUUUGCUGUUCCAUUUCUUGCUCGAGUUGAGUGUCAGCAAGCAGGAACAUCAUUAUCUCUAAUGAAGAACUUUCUUGUUGAAAACUCAAGGGAAGACCUUGAAAUUUGUCUUGCCGUUUGUAAGGAAAGCAAAGAGGGUGGUGGAUCGCUUAUUUCAGAUAAAGCUGAUCUGAUGGAGAUAGCACUUGAAUGUGUUUACGCUUGUGAAAGAUCUGAUCAGCUUCCUAUUGCUGAUCAAAUCUUGGAGUGUCUUCCAUCUAAGGACCGUAGCACAAAUUCCAAGAGACUGCGGCAGCUUCAUGCAGAUGUAGACACACUGGAAGAUAUUAUUUGUGGGUCUGAACUUUUGCAAAAUCAUGAUAUUCAACGUCCUAUACAUUACCUCAAGGACAUUAAGGACAAUAAAAGAGAAGCUGAGGAGUUGAUGGUUAAAGUAUCACGAGCAGCAAACAGAAAAUCUCCUCCUCCAAGUGAGCAGCAGUGGAAGCAAGUGUUACGGGACAUGUUGUCUUUACAGAAAAGCGUAUUCUCUUGUCUUGAUCCUUUAGUAUGCUACAAUGUAUUUGCUGAAAGUUUGCUGUGUUGUGGUCGCAUGCAAGGCAUUGCGCUAGCAGGCAGCUUGCUGACAUCAUCUGCAAAGGAACGACCAGAGAUUAGCAAGUUGGUGAGGCAAGAGAAAGAGAAGGGAUUUGCUGUCCGUUUGUCGUUUGAGAAAUCAGUAGAAUUGGUGUUGAGUGCUGCAAGAGAAUAUUUCAAUUCUGCUACCAGUUUGAAAGAUAGAGAUAUGGAUUUGGCAAAGUCUUGUCUCGGUUUGCUAGAAGAUCGACCUCCUGAUGUACAAACUGAGUUGAACUUGAUUAGUGCACUUGCAAUAUUAAGUGAUUUUGGAGUGAAGAUGUUGCCAUUACAAGUACGUUUGGCUGCUAAGAAGCUGAGUAUUAUCGAGGAAGUUUUGAGGCAACCUGCAGCUUACAAGUCAGCAGCCAAGUUGGAGCAGCUUGGUGAGUUAGUCGGUGUUUCAUCUGUUUCUGAAGUGAGAGUUUCAAUUGCUGAAUUUGCUAUACAGAACGACGACUACAAAACUGCUGCAACAAUGUGUCAGUUACUGAUUGACAAAAACUACAGUGAUGCAUGGCAGGUGUGUCGCCAGCUUGGAGAAUGCAACAAGUUUGACGAUCUGGAUUUUAGAAAGGAGUUGUUUGCAUUUUCCUUGUCUCACUGUCCUUCCAACCAGAUUGAGCCACUUCUUAGAGCAUGUGGAAUGUUGGAAGUUGAGGCCAUGUUCAUUGACACAGCCAAGAAGCAGGAAAGCCUAUCUCUACAGACAACAUGGAGUCUGGUUGGUCGUAGCGCUGAUGCUGUCCAUGGUUUAGUUGGGCUUGGGGCUGGUGCAGUUAGUGGUUUUGUUAGUCGUUCAGCAGGAGCUGUGGAGUCACUAGUUGGAAGCAGGAUGGAUACUCGUGUGACACGAUCUGCAUCAGAACUGAUGAAUCAUUGCCUUGGGUGGAUGCAGAAUACAAGCAAGUUGCUGAGACGUUCAACAAGUCAAAGAGCGCCUGAUGGUCGACAGGAAGAGGAGCUACAUGAUGAAGAUGAGCAAGAUGAAGAGGAAGAACAAUUGAUGAAUUGUGUUUCACAGUCAGCUCAUUCUUUUUAUGGCUCACUUAUGCCAUCUGAUUUAGCCAUUAAGCAUUCAUUUGACUACAAUAUGUUUGAAGAAAAACGUGAAGAUGUCAAUCAUGAGCUCAUUGUAAAUAAGAACCUUAUCAGAAUGGCCAAACUGGCAGAAGCACGUUGCCAUGGAGAGGAAAGCGAGCAAACUUCAGAUGCUCUUGUGCAGCUGGCUAUGCACACUCUUUGCACAGAUCUGACACUGGCAUUGGGCUAUCUGUUGGCUCUACCUCAGGCUGAGUUUGCAGAAGAAUGUUUCCAGAGACUUCUACCAACACAGUUGUCUCUUCAGCUUGCCAUAUACUAUUAUGCUCUACACAUUUAUGUUGCAACUACGGCAAUCAACCAUCUGCAACCACAGUCUAGUCAACAUCCUUACUGUCAUUCCCCUGCCGAUCUUGUUCAACAUGUUACAGGCUAUGCAUGUCAAGAAACAAACAAAGACGUGGCAGUUGCACAGCAUAUUAGUCAACUAAAGCUCUACCAGGAGAAGCUGAUUGACUUUGGAUAUGCACGGAAACUCUCACAACUAGACAGAUCUAUAGAUUCGAGUUUGUUUGCUCAAGAUGAAGAAUACAGACAACAAACAGUUUUCAACCUCUCCAGAACUAUUGAUGAGGAGAGAUAUAGUACAGCUUUAGCAGUAGCUAAGAGAUACAAUGUUCCUCUAUUUGAUGUUCUGUUUUGUCACCUCAAGUGGUUGCUAACCAAAAGCGAAAUGAAUGUUAACGCAUUGGAACAGAGACUGCAGACCCUCGGCAUAAUUCGUCUCCUACUGGAGAAACCCACAAAGUUUGCAGAUUGCCUGCAUGCAGAAAUUUAUUCUGAAUUGCCGGGUUCAAAUCUCAACAGACUACUUUGUUAUUAUUCGCUCUUGGUACAGUGUGUUAAACUUGGAGCAGAAGAUGAGAGCCCUGUGUGUAUAGACUCUCAUAUUAAAUUACUGAAAAAGCUUAAACAAGCUGCGUCUGGUCUUGACUACAAGAUGCUGAUGUGUGGCUAUGACGUUGAGGAAGUUCUCCGCCCAGUUCUUACCAAUAGCAAUGUACAUGUGUUUGCAAAGACAUCAAAUAGUAUUCCAGUUCAAGGCUCCUAUCUAACACCAAGUGGAGUGUUCUUGAUUUACUGCAAAAAGCUGUUUUGGGAAGGAGAUGGCAAGGAAUCAGAUGAAUCCAAAGCAUCACAUUGGGUUCAUAGAUAUGAAAUUUGUCAAGAAUUUUCCCAGCGCCUCACUGCAAUUGACUUCAAGAAGCUUCUUGAUGACAUUGUCUGUAGCCAGCAAGCAACUCAGUUGCCUCUUAUAACUCGCAUGGAUGUCGUGAGACGAGCCAUCAAGUUUAGCAAAUCGCAGGCAUCAGGAAAACGAAAAAUUACAGGCAAAGACAUUGAGGAUGACAAAGGUAUAUCAUAUCAAGAAAUAGCAGAUCAACUGACUACCAUUCUCACUCACCUCCAGUCACUGGAAGAUCCAUUACUUCACCACUGGAUGACUUCGGACAAAGAAGAGUUUCGAGGAUAUGCAAUACAGUACGACCUGACUGCUGCUGACAGAGACAGGCUGCGUCUGCUUCUUGAAUCGAUGUUGUGCAAUGGAGAAUCGCCGGAAACAAUAGUGCAGUUGUUGCAGCUUGCAAACAGUGUGACCGAUCAUCAGUUGACAAUACAAAGUAUCCUGACAUCAGCUGUUUCUGAGCUGCUGCAAAUUUUAAGUUUACCGGAUUAUGGAAGUGAAGGAUUAGAUGAGCUUGCAAGUGUCAUCCAUACUGUGGCAACACACAUCAAAUCAGGUGGGGAAAUGUUGUCUCAGGAGUCUCUGGUUUCUCUUGUGCGUCCAUUUUGUGCAAACGUUGACCUUCCUGUAGAGCCUCGAACAGCUGUCCUACAGCUACUGGAAAAAAAUUUCACACUCGGCAGUAAAGACUCAUCACUACUUUUAUUCUAUCGUACAGAGGCAAUUGUGUCAAGAGUGUGGAAUCACACGGUAACAUUGCAAUCAGUUGACACACUUGCAGCUCAAGCAUCUCUGUUUGAUGAGUUGCUAAGUUCAAGCAGUUCUUUAGAACAUUUUCAAGGUCUUGUUCAACUCUUGUUGGUUUGGCCAACUCAACCUCAGCAUGCUGCUAGCCGUUUGCUCUCCUCGACCCUGAACUGUAAUGAUGAAGGAGCAUCCCAUGCUGUAGUUGCAAUGAGGAAGAAACUUCAUGGGGUGCAUAUUAAGUGUGAUCGUGAUUUGUACUCUACUCUUUGUGAGAAAACUCUCAAUUCAGCUAUUUGCUAUGCAUUGGUGACUCCACACAGUGAAUUACACGGCAGUGGAAUUGAGAUCCUUAAAACUCAAAAUGACAUCGAGGAGAGUGACGAGUUGCUUGAGUUACUUCUGAUUCGAAGACAAGCCGUGUCUCUUGUAUCAACACGUUACUAUGAUGCUUUCAUCAAAUAUGUGCUGGCACACCAGAAAUCUCCAGCUGAAGGUGUCUAUCUUGAACAUUUAGAAGAGGCGGCACAUGUAACAGAUAAAUCAACUAAUGUCAGUUCUCGAGUCAGUGAUGUUGUUCAUCAGUUAUAUGAGGCUGGCUUAUGGGGACAUGCAGGGUCUUUGCUGUUAGCAUCACAAGACAUUCACCCUCUGUUGAGAACUAUGGAUUCUGCUAUGCAUGCACUGACUAGUACAUUUGGGAAAUGACAAUAUUCUCACUUGUUUACCAUCUAAGUUUGAUUACAAUCACUGCAGUGAGGUGCAUGAGUUCAUAUCA